CUCAAAGAAGAAGAACGUAUAUUAGCUAACGCCGUAUUUUCGAAAUGGCAUAUCUCGAGUUCAAGUUUGAGGACGAAAUAACCAAAUACAUUCGGGAACAAGAAUUGACAACGUCGCUGAAAUUCGUAAUAUUGGGAAAGGACAAAAGUUUUGGGCAAAAGGAUGCACAGCCUUUGGCACGGAAAAAACUCAGCUGGGAGAGUAAAAGUAUCCCGUUCAAUGGUGUUCCGUUUCAAGUUGUUGGCACAAAGACGUAUGAAUGCCACCAGGGCAAAGACAGACAGACAAAAGCCAAAGAGAAAUAUGCUGCUGAAAGAGACAAGAAGGAACUUGAAGACCAUGCCUUUGUAAAGAGACGGAAACUGGUACAAAAUACCAAAAAGGUGGACUGCAAGGCUAUAAUAAACAUCGCCCACGUUAUCCGCUUUCCUGAUUUUAAGAUUGAGGAAAGUACAGUGCGCUCUAAAAAGGAGGCCUCCCAAACUCUGAAGGCAGCACUAAGUGAAACGCCCAGCUCCGUGAAGGCAGAGGUUGUCUACUGCGUCAGGUUCCCCUCCCUCUCUGAGCACAGCUCACAUGCAGUUGUUGGCGAGGCAGCUCAUGUUAGGGAAGCUGUAGAUGCCAGGCUGAGAGAGAAGAUUGAGCAGCUGACUCUGUCUGGUGUGAGAAAGAUGACUGAAAUGAAGUGUCAUCUGAACACCUUUGUAGUGGAAGAGCUUUUCCACGGAGAGCAGCCCCCUCCACCUACUCGCAGGCGCUAUUACCCUACUGACAGUGACAUAAGAAAUGUCAUGUUUAAGACCAAGCGGGCCACCGGAGACUCCAACAUUGACCGUCCAUACGAAGGUCCAUCUGGAAGAGGAAAGAAGAGGUCCUCUAGGAAGCUGUUGCGGUUACGGAGGCAAUGUGCAGGAUAUCUUAAAGAGAUCACAGAACUCACUUAUCAUCUCGAAGAGGAACAGUACGUGACUGACCUGUCUUCACAGCUCAGAAGCGUGUUGCUGGAUAUGAAGGCCCAUGUUCCACAGGAUAAAGACCUUCCACUGACCUUUUCUCCAAGGAAGAGAAAAGCUGAGAUGGACAUGGACCUCAUUCCAACCAAGAGUGCAUCACACCCUUUCAUAGAUGGGUUAGAACAGCAUACAGAGGACAUAGUGAGCGUGGAUACCUUGUUGGCAUUGAGCCUAGGUUAGUAGGGCUGAGUGGAUAUCUUGUUGGCAUUGAGCCUAGGUUAGUAGGGCUGCGUGGAUACCUUGUUGGCAUUGAGCCUAGGUUAGUAGGGCUGCGUGGAUACCUUGUUGGUAUUGAGCCUAGGUUAGUAGGGCUGAGUGGAUAUCUUGUUGGCAUUGAGCCUAGGUUAGUAGGGCUGCGUGGAUACCUUGUUGGUAUUGAGCCUAGGUUAGUAGGGCUGCGUGGAUACCUUGUUGGUAUUGAGCCUAGGUUAGUAGGGCUGCGUGGAUACCUUGUUGGCAUUGAGCCUAGGUUAGUAGGGCUGAGUGGAUAUCUUGUUGGCAUUGAGCCUAGGUUAGUAGGGCUGAGUGGAUAUCUUGUUGGCAUUGAGCCUAGGUUAGUAGGGCUGCGUGGAUACCUUGUUGGUAUUGAGCCUAGGUUAGUAGGGCUGCGUGGAUACCUUGUUGGCAUUGAGCCUAGGUUAGUAGGGCUGCGUGGAUACCUUGUUGGUUUUGAGCCUAGGUUAGUAGGGCUGAGUGGAUAUCUUGUUGGUAUUGAGCCUAGGUUAGUAGGGCUGAGUGGAUAUCUUGUUGGUAUUGAGCCUAGGUUAGUAGGGCUGAGUGGAUAUGUUGGUAUUUAUCCUAUAGGCUGAUGACUGUGUGGGUUCUGCCACCAAUUGAGUAUAUUUUGGGUAGUGUACCUUUUUUAUUUCAACUAAUGUUAAUAUUCUGUUAAUGUAACAGAUGUGAAAUGGCUAGCUAGAUUAAAGUUAUACUGUUACAUUAACAACUUCAUAAAAACAUGUUUUCUCAUCUGUAAUGUAAAACAAAUACAUAACUAUAGUAAGUCAUUUAGGAGGCAUAUAAACACACUGUUCCACUCAUCUGCAGCUACUCUGUACUUUAUUUUAUUAUGGUCUGUCCUGAUGCCUUGUCACUUUACCCUGCACAUUUAUCUCCUUGAUCUGGUACUUCCUGUAUAUAGUCUCACAUUGAUCUGGUACUUCCUGUAUUUAGUCGCACAUUGAUCUGGUACUUCCUGUAUAUAGUUGCACAUUGAUCUGGUAAUCCCUGUAUAUAGCUGCAC
Molecule: messenger RNA, 2256 nt
Organism: Oncorhynchus gorbuscha (pink salmon)
Lineage: Eukaryota; Metazoa; Chordata; Actinopteri; Salmoniformes; Salmonidae
Exons: 5
Coding region: 45-1193 (382 amino acids)
Molecular function (GO): DNA-binding transcription factor activity
Source: RefSeq, a predicted model, not a curated record